AUGGUUGACCCUACUCUAGCAGAAAUGGGAAAGAAUCUGAAUGAAGCAAUGAAGAUCCUCGAAGACAAUCAAAGAAAAGUGGAGGAAGAAAAUGAAAAGAAGUAUGCACGGAAGGAUAUUCCUGGACCACUCCAAGGCAGUGGCCAGGAUAUGGUGAGCAUACUUCAGUUAGUUCAGAACCUAAUGCAUGGAGAGGAAGAAGAGGAAACUUCACAGACCUACCGACUUCAAAAUGUUGGUGAGCAGGGUCACAUGGCUCUACUGGGACAUAGUUUGGCUGCUUAUAUAUCAGUGCUGGACAGGGAAAGACUGAGAAAACUCACAACAAGGAUCCUUUCUGAUACUACUCUCUGGCUCUGCAGGCUUUUCAGGUAUGAAAAUGGAUCAGCAUAUUAUCAUGAAGAUGAUCGUGAAGGUCUCCUAAAAAUCUGUCGACUUGUUAUUCACACACACUAUGAAGAUUACACAGUAGAAGGAUUUAACGUAUUAUAUACUAAGCAGCCUGUCAUAUACAUGAGUUCUGCAGGUAGAAGUGGCUUGGGCCAAGCUCUCUGCAAUCAGCUAGGGUUACCCCUUUCUUGCAUGUGCCGUGUGCCUUGUAACACCAUGUUUGGAUCUCAACAUCAAAUGGAUGUUGCUUUGUUGGACAGAUUGAUUAAAGAUGAUGUUGAGUCUGGAAAACUGCCUUUGUUGCUUGUGGCCAAUGCUGGGACACCAGGUGCUGGGCAUACAGAUAAACUUGGCCGACUGAAGGAACUUUGUGAGCAGUAUAAUAUGUGGCUCCAUGUUGAAGGUGUGAAUCUGGCAACUUUGGCUUUGGGCUAUGUCUCCUCUUCUGUACUGGCGGCUACAAAAUGUGACAGCAUUACUCUUACUCUGGGUUGCUGGCUGGGUCUCCCGGCUGUCCCUGCAGUGACGCUCUACAGGCAUGAGGAUCCAUCUUUGUCCUUAGCAGCUGGGCUGACAUCGAGUCAGCCCGUUGAGAAGCUCCGUGCCCUGCCGCUGUGGCUCUCCCUGCAGUACCUGGGCCACGAUGGAAUUGUGGCGAGGAUAAAGCAAGCCUCACAACUCAGUCAGAGGUUGCUGGAAAACUUGAAAAACCUGGAUUUCAUUAAAACUUCGGUUGAAGAUGAACUGAGUUCACCAGUGGUGGUUUUCAAGUUCUUCCAGGAAUAUUCAAAUAGAG
This is a messenger RNA of Mesitornis unicolor (brown roatelo), 1186 nucleotides long. RefSeq names its product pyridoxal-dependent decarboxylase domain-containing protein 1-like. The transcript has 13 exons. The annotation marks the transcript as partial. Lineage: Eukaryota; Metazoa; Chordata; Aves; Mesitornithiformes; Mesitornithidae. Gene Ontology annotation, cellular component: intracellular membrane-bounded organelle. Gene Ontology annotation, biological process: carboxylic acid metabolic process. The record is from RefSeq and is a predicted model, not a curated record. Gene Ontology annotation, molecular function: pyridoxal phosphate binding; carbon-carbon lyase activity.